CCGUUACAGGUGAAAUAUCGUUCCCAAUACACGAGGAAAGUGCAAUCUCGUCUGUCCUUCAUCCCAAAACAGAAGGCCGUCCUUAAUCUGGAACGAGGCAGUCACUCUCAACCGGACGGUCACUUCAAAAUAAGUCUCGCCAGUCUGCCGGUGGUCGUAUCGAGUAGACUCUACUACCAGCACAAGGCAGCAGUCGUAGAUCUACCACUCACUGCACUGCACUGCAGUACAACUACAAGUCAAGUCCAAAAGGAGCCGCCUGCGUCCGCAGACUCACGCUGCACAGCACGUAGACGUGGACGUGUUCAGUCCACGUACGUCAGUCACACGACAGCCCGCCGAAAAAAAGUUACGGUCGGGCUGAAAAAUGUACGGUCGGUCGGGUGAGUCGAACCACAGACCUUCUUCAGUGUGGCCUUAUUAAUUAUGUAGAUCUACAGUCUGUAUCUCGAUCGAUGUUUUUCAUUCAUGCGAGGAACAAGCUUCGCGGACGUCGUCGUUGCAGAGUUUCUUCAACCCGAUCUUCCUCAUGAUAAAUGUAGACUGAUGAGCGGAGCACCGCGGUGCAGCUAGUGCAUUGUGGAGUCCGAAAUAAUAGCGGCGCCCAUCGAAGUACCGGAAAGCAGAGACGGAAGAACAAAAUGGGCUCGACUAAAAUGCCAUUGCAGGGCUGGAGUGCGGCGUUACUGGUGGCCACUGUUGCAGGCGCAUGCUACCUGAACACACUGCGAGGUGGGCUAGUGUUCGACGAUCAUCGCGGCAUCGAGACCAACGACGACAUUCGCGCCGACCGGAGCAGCUUGUCGCAGCUGUUCAGCAACGACUUCUGGGGCGGCUCAAUGGCCAGAGAGCAAUCGCACAAGUCGUACAGGCCGCUGACCGUACUGUCCUAUCGAUGGUUCAACUACCUGACGUUCGGUAUGGCCCACUGGUGGUUCCAUGCCGUGAACACCAUACUGCACGCCCUAGCCAGUGCUCUCUUUUGGAGAGUCCUGCGAGAGUUCGGUCUGGCCAAGCAGGCAUGCCUGUUCGGAGGCCUACUGUUCGCCGUCCACAGCGUGCACACCGAGGCGGUGGCGAACACGGUCGGACGUGCCGAGGUCCUUUCCGCCAUCUUCUUCUUCGCCGGCACCAUCGUGUAUGCGCGGCGCGUCGUAGCCUGCGGAGGACGACCGAAAGAGCAGCAACAGCCGCCGACGAAAGACGGCGACGGUGGUGUUCACGCGUGGCUCUGGCUCGGUGUCGCCGUACUGUGUGCCGUUCUGUCGUUGCUGAGCAAGGAGCAGGGCAUCACCGUGCUCACUGUCUACGCUGCCGUCGACAUUCUCACACACUGGAAACGUGACAACGACGGUGGCAAGCGGCUCAAGGCGGCGUUGAUACGCGUAGGAGUGCUAGCGGCCUGUGCCGGCGUAUGCCUGCGCCUGCGUCUAGCCAUGAACCACGGCACAGAGCCGAUCUUCAAGCCGGAGGAGAUGCGCGCCACGUUCCACGCCGAUCGGCGUGUGCGCCUGCUCAGCUUCCAGUACAUCUACGCGUGGAACGCGCUGCUGCUGCUGUGGCCGGCCCCGCUGUGCUGCGAUUGGUCGCUGGGCUCUGUGCCGCUCGUCGAGACGAUGCUUGACUGGCGCAACUGUGCGUCGCUCGCACUGUACGCAAUGCUACUGGUGUAUGGCCUCGGGGCGUUGCGCCAGCUGCUCGCGUCGCCUCGCGCCGGAUGGCAGCCGGCUCUGGGCUUGGCGCUGCUCGUUCUGCCGUUUGCGCCGUCGACGGGCGCGCUGUUCCGCGUCGGCUUUGUGGUGGCCGAGCGCGUGCUCUACAUACCCAGUGCCGGCUGGUGCAUGAUCAUUGCCAUGGGAUACCAGCGCCUGACGACCUCGCCGCUGUUGCCGUCCGCAUCGCGCCGAGUGGUGUGUGUUCUCGGCGCGGUCACCCUGCUGCUGAUGGCGGCGAAGACGGUGCAUCGCAACGAGGACUGGAACACGGACCUGCAGCUGUACGAGUCCGGGGUCAGGGCCAAUCCGAACAACGUCAAGCUGCACAACAACUACGGCAUGAUGCUGGUAGAGCUGGGUCGUCACGACGACGCACUGCGCGCGUACAACGCCGCACUUGAACUGGAGCCGCAGUACCACGACGUGCACUUCAACCUGGGCAACCUCUAUCACGCCGCCGGGCAGCUGGAUAAGGCCGCCGCCGAGUUCCAGUUUGCGGCGGGAAAUCCGAACCAGGCGCGCCGCUCUCUGAACAAUCUCGGCAGCGUGCUGAUGAAGUUGAACAGGCUGAAUGACGCGGAGCUAGCACUGCGACAGGCAAUCAAGGCGCCCGCUCCCGGCAACCAGGACAACUCGCAGGCGUUCAAUAACCUGGCCAGCGUCCUGGGCGAGCUGAAGAAGUACGCCGAGGCGGAGGACGCGUUCCGCGAGGCGCUGCGCAUCCGGCCCGACUACGUCGACGCGCAUUUCAACUAUGGCACGCUGCUAGUUCAUGCCGGGCGGAUGGACGAGGCCGAGCGAGAGCUGAGAGAAGCACUGCGUCUGCAUCCCGGCCAUGCCGGUGCAGUGAAUAAUUUAAAAGUAAUCGAGUGGAGGCGAGCGCAUCCAGACUGAUCUGAUCUGAAAUCAGACGUCACGUAUCCAUUGGUUUGAGGCAAAGAUGCGACCGCGGGAAAAAGUCUGAAGAGAAAAUUGACCGUCGCCACCAGGACUCGAACCAGGGAUGGCCAGCGAUGCUCCACCACUAAGCUACGGUGUAGUUGUCAUCCAAGCAGCAACCGUUCAACAUUUUCUUCAGACUUCGAAACUCACUGAAAGCUGAAACACAAUGUGUUCAGUUCCCUGGAUCAGAGCAACACACUAUUACACAACACUGGCUUCAGGAAGCAGGAAAGAAACAUGAAGAGACCAGCUUUUGAAUACAGUGAAUUCAACCUUUA
Messenger RNA from Sycon ciliatum, 2935 nucleotides. Its product is annotated as protein O-mannosyl-transferase TMTC1-like. The record is from RefSeq and is a predicted model, not a curated record. NCBI's taxonomy places the organism in Eukaryota, Metazoa, Porifera, Calcarea, Leucosolenida, Sycettidae. The coding region runs from base 642 to 2609 and encodes 655 amino acids. Gene Ontology annotation, molecular function: protein binding; mannosyltransferase activity. Gene Ontology annotation, biological process: endoplasmic reticulum unfolded protein response; protein O-linked glycosylation via mannose. Gene Ontology annotation, cellular component: endoplasmic reticulum. The transcript has a single exon.